UCCUCGCCCAUCGGCUCCCGAGGCUCCACCUGCGGCCCGGUGGCCGCCACCGCCAUCUCUAAAAGGCCCUGAAGGUUCCGGGGCGGUUCCCGGGGGUCCCCCCCGGCUCCGACCCCCGCCAUGACACCCCGCCGGGCCUCCCGCUGCUGCCUCAGCCAAUGGGAGACGGGCGAUAUUACUGACAGCGCAAACAGCCAAUGGGGAGAGAAAGACGGGAAAAAGGCGGUACUACGGGAAGGGCGGAAGCGGAGCCGUGGAGCCGGACCAAUCGGGUGUGGCACAGCUGUUCUCGGCCAAUAGGAGUCGCCGGCACCUCAUCGAGGGGGCGGGCUAUCAGUUUAAGAUUGACAGCAUCACCAACAAAUGGUCGCGGCGGGCGGUAGGGAUCUUCGCCAAUGAGGAGAGAGGGCGGGAGGAUGCACGUGGCGUGCGGCCAAUGAGGAGAGACGGCGGGCGGACGCGUGUGGCCGCGCGAGCAGCGGGAGGACCGGGGGAGGUUCGGCCCCGCCCGGCCCGGUACCGGGAUCAGGAUCCAACCCUGGAUCCAGGUUCAUUACAGAAGGAUGCCCCGGACGGAGCCGCCAUGGGGUCCCGGCGGCUGACGGCGAAGGAGCUUUGCGAGAUCGACGACCUGGCGACCAGCCUCGUGCUGGACUCGGUGCUGGGAUUCCGGACACACAAGAUGGGCGUCAGCCCCCUCCCGGCCCUGCGGAGGAAGCAUCUCCUGCGGGCGGCGGUCGAAGGUUUCCGGCGGCGCCGGGACCUGGAGGCGGCGUGGCGGGCGCUGAGCGGGGCCUGGGCCGCGGCCUUCUUCCAACGGCGCCGCCCGCUGCAACGGGCCGCGCUCAAGAGUCACGUUUUCCACUACCUUCGCAUCUUCCUGCCCGAGAGCGGCUUCUCCAUCCAGCCCUGCAGCCGCUACUCGCAGGAGACCAACGGCGCCCGCGUGGUGUCCACCCGCACCUGGUACCUGCUGAGGCAGAAGAACGACACGCUGGAGCUGCUGGUGGGCUGCAUCGCGGAGCUGCGGGCGCACGACGAGGAGCUGCUGCGCUCGGGGGAAAACGACUUCAGCAUCAUGUACUCCACGCGGAAGCGCUGUGCUCAGCUCUGGUUGGGCCCCGCUGCCUUCAUCAACCACGACUGCCGGCCCAACUGCAAGUUUGUUCCUGCAGAGGGGAACGUGGCGCGGGUGCAGGUGCUGCGGGACAUCGCUCCGCAGGACGAGAUCACCUGCUUCUAUGGGGACAGCUUCUUUGGGGACAACAACGAGCGCUGCGAGUGCUGCACCUGCGAGAGGAAAGGUGAAGGCGCUUUCCGGAAGCUGGGUAGGGGGGCUCAGCCGCUGCCCCCCCCGACACCCCCUAAAUAUCUCCUGAGGGAGACAGACAGACGCCUGCGCCGGGCCAGGGGGCUGGGGGCAGCGCGGGCCCGGCCCCACCGACAGCGCCGCCGCCGCCUUCGUGGCACCAGACACCCCCCAGCCCCGCGCCCCCCCCAGCUGCGCGUUGCCAUCCACGACUGCAUCUCAUGUGGGGGGGGCUGCCUCCUGCAGGGCAAGGAACCCCUGGUCUGCGUGUGCCGCCUGCAGCCCCCAGAGCCCCCCCCACCCCAGCCCACCACCACGGCCACCCCCGCUGUGCUCCCCCCUCGGGAAGACCCCAAACUCUCCCUUUAUGCCCACGUGCGCCUGGGCCCUUUGGGGGGGAGCUGUGGGGGGGGCACAGCCUUGAUGUCCCCCCAGAAGCACCCGGGGGCUUUUGGGGCCACAGGGCGGCUGCGCCUCGUGGUCACCCACGGCUCCAUCGCCCUCGACGUGGCCCCCAAUGUCCCCCCUUCAGUUUAACUGGGUGGGAGGAAAAUGGGGCGGGGGGGGGGCACCCAACACCUACCUCACCCUGGGGGCGGGGAUCCCUCAGUGC
Molecule: messenger RNA, 1922 nt
Organism: Coturnix japonica (Japanese quail)
Lineage: Eukaryota; Metazoa; Chordata; Aves; Galliformes; Phasianidae
Source: RefSeq, a predicted model, not a curated record